Molecule: messenger RNA, 1704 nt
Organism: Larimichthys crocea (large yellow croaker)
Lineage: Eukaryota; Metazoa; Chordata; Actinopteri; Sciaenidae
Product: troponin I, fast skeletal muscle
Exons: 7
Coding region: 1098-1616 (172 amino acids)
Biological process (GO): cardiac muscle contraction; skeletal muscle contraction
Cellular component (GO): troponin complex
Source: RefSeq, a predicted model, not a curated record
UUCUAAUCUAUCUCUAACAUUAAUUUAACACCAAUUGAAUCAUUAAAAUCCAAAUAACUGUGUUAAUGUUCAGCAUUGAAAUGACCCAUGAAUAGAACCUGUCAAGUUAGAGACGCUAGAUGAACAGAAGCUAGCUACACUUGGUUAUAAUUUUAUAGGACUAUUAACAUCUUUGUUAGAUUCUUUCUAACUGCUUGUGAGUACAAAAUAAAUAAAUAAAUAAAUAAAUAAAAAUUUAAACAGCGACAAAUUAAUCAACAUAAUUGCAAAUGUGCUAUUGUUAUCCAAAAGGUUAAUUUUUAACUGCUAGAUUAGCAUUUAAAACAACAAUAAAACAAACAUAAAAUCAGAGGAACAUUGGUAAAACAUUAAGCUGCUAAACAGGAUUAAAAUCUUAAAGGAGUGAAGCAACACAGGCAAAGUAGGACGCUUACAAAGCAAACAGUUAAAACAUAUGUUAUAUUACAUAAGCCAGGGGAAACACAAUCUGACAAACACGGAUAAAACCAAGUUUCAAAAUUUAAUUAAUUUUUAUUUAUAUAGUGCCAAAUCAUAACAGAAGUUAUCUCAUGAUACUUUCCAAAUAGAGCUGAUCCAGACAGUGACAAGGAAAAACUUCCUUUAACAGGCAGAAAUCAUGAGCAGGACCAAGCUCAUUAGUGGGUGGCUAUGCAAAGGAGCAACACGAACACUAUAUUGCAUGUAUUUAAUGAAAGAUAUUCUAAAACUGGAAAGCUCUCACUGUGAAGAUUUAUCUGGUCAAAAGGUAUUUUAGAUAUCUUAACCAGGACAUUAUUAAGUUCAGAUCUCUUCAUGUCGUACUACUGAGGAAUGCUGGCCAUCUGGGACAGACAAGGUAUCAGUAAUGAAUGAUUUACGAGGCAAGUGGUCAAAGAGUCAAUAUAUUUCAGGCCCUCAUUGGCCCGGAUUGUUAGUGAGUUCCUCAUGGCCAUAAAGGGUAACAUUCAAAUUCUUGUCUAAGCCCAUAUAUACCCCCACAGAUUUUACUUUUUAGUCUGUGACUCCCUCCCUGUCUUGUCAGUCUCUGCCGUCCUCAUCAUCGUCACUUUGUGGUCUGAAACUAAAAAGAAGCCAAGAUGUCUGAGGGAAAGAAGAUGACAUCGAGCCGCAGGCAUCACCUCAAGAGUUUGAUCCUCCAGAUCGCUGCUAACUGGCUUGAGAAGGAAACUUCUGAAAUCGCAGCUUCCAAAGAAGCUUACAUGGCUGAAAAUUGCCCCACCCCUGACAUGAGUGGAGACCAGGCUGCUCUGAUGGAAAUCUGCAAAAAACUGCACCAGGCCAGCGACAAGAUCGAUGAAGACAGAUACGACUUAGAGGCCAAAGUUGUAAAGGCAGACAAAGAGAUUGAAGAGCUGAAGCUGAAGGUGGUCGAGCUGGCUGGAGUGAAGAAACCCGCCCUGAAGAAAGUACGUAUGUCUGCUGACAGCAUGCUGCAGGCUCUGCUGGGAGGAAAACACAAGGUGACCAUGGACCUGAGAGCCAACCUGAAGCAGGUCAAGAAGGAAGUCAAAGAGGAGGCCGGCGAUGGGGUCGGCGACUGGCGUAAGAACAUUGAGGACAAAGCUGACAGGAAGAAGAUGUUCGAGACUUCCUAAAGACUUUCACUUCACCUGUUACAUCUGACCGUUUUUGUUGAAUUGGAAAAACUCGUGCCAUUAAAUAUUUUUUUUUUCAAUAAGGCAA